AUGGCGAAGUCGAAGAACCACACCAAUCACAACCAGUCGCGGAAGAACCACCGCAAUGGGAUUAAACCCCCGCUGCCGUUGUACAUGUACAACUCGAAGCGCGGUGGGUGGCUGCCGGCCCUCGUUAACACCCGACGUGUGAGGAAGAACAAUCAGAAGGCUGCGCUGAAGGCGCGCCGUGAGCGACUCGCCGCCCAUCAGGCCGCACAGAAAUAA
Trypanosoma brucei brucei TREU927 is the source of this 216-nucleotide messenger RNA. RefSeq names its product 60S ribosomal protein L29, putative. Bases 1 to 216 code for a protein of 71 amino acids. Lineage: Eukaryota; Euglenozoa; Kinetoplastea; Trypanosomatida; Trypanosomatidae. The transcript has a single exon. Gene Ontology annotation, cellular component: ribosome; cytosolic large ribosomal subunit. Gene Ontology annotation, molecular function: structural constituent of ribosome. Gene Ontology annotation, biological process: cytoplasmic translation. The record is from RefSeq and is a predicted model, not a curated record.